Molecule: messenger RNA, 1914 nt
Organism: Neomonachus schauinslandi (Hawaiian monk seal)
Lineage: Eukaryota; Metazoa; Chordata; Mammalia; Carnivora; Phocidae
Gene: HJURP
Product: Holliday junction recognition protein
Exons: 6
Biological process (GO): CENP-A containing chromatin assembly
Cellular component (GO): chromosome, centromeric region
Molecular function (GO): histone binding
Source: RefSeq, a predicted model, not a curated record
GGUCUCGGUGAAACCAUGGAGGACCAGCUCCUGGGGGAGGACGCGCUGCUCUGGCAGCUCCGGGACAGCCGCCGCCGCUUCCAGAGGCACAUGCAGCGACUGAUAGAAAAGUACAACCAGCCCUUCGAGGAUGCCCCGCUGGUGCAGAUGUCCACGCUGACCUAUGAGACACCCCAGGGAUUGAGAAUUUGGGGCGGAGGACUAGUAAAGGAGAGAAACAAAGGACACAUCCAGCCCGCAGUGCCUUGGAGCCCUUUGAAAAACGAGUUAAGGAGGAAAUACUUGACCCAAGUGGAUGCACUGCUCCAGGAUGAAGGGUGUUCAGAGUGUACUGAUGACAGAGAUGGAGAGGACACCCGUGUGACACCGACCCCUUCCUGGGCCUCGCCUGCCAGGCCUGCCCAUGGAAGCCGUGGCUGUGUGUCUGGAAGGAGUCCUGGCGGCCCAGUCAAGCCAGCUUCACGUCCCAGAGAGUGUGAUCCUUCACACCCCUGCUCGGCAGACCUGGCCAUCGUGCCUAGAAGUGACAGUCUCUCGUUACCGGGGACCGGGGGCAACAGCUCCUCAAGCAGCCCAGCCUUCGAGGCCGACAACAUCUGUGACGUGACGAUCAGCGACCUGUACGCGGGCAUGCUGCACUCGAUGAGCCGGCUGCUGAGCACAAAGCCGUCGUGCAUCAUCUCCACCAAAACAUCGUUCAUCGCUCACAGCUGGAGCUCCAGAAGGAGGCACAAGUGUAAGAACAGAAUGAACAGGACGCAUUGCCGAGGAGGCGGGCCCUCUCGAAGGGGUUCCCAGGAGACACUCCCACCCUGUUCUGAGCCACUGAGGGACGGGGAAGUGUUAAGAGAUUGCGAGAACUUACUAGAUGCUUCUGACCGGAAGGUGGGUUUAAAAUUGGAAAAAGCUUUCCCUGAAGUAAACAAACCCGAAAUCCGCGCAUUAGAUCCAAGUUGGAAGGAGCUUAAGGGGUUGCGGAGUUUAAUGCCCCGGAGGUGUUCUUCGUUGACAUAUGGAGGAGCCAGUGCAGUGCAUCAUCGUGGUCAGGAAAAUAGACUUAUGGCACUAAAAUGGUUAAUUUCUCCUGUAAAAAUCAUUUCCAGACCCAGAAUACUGCCAGGCAAGGGAGCGAAUCGUUACAGGGAAAUUGAAAUCAAAUUUGAUAAGCUUCAUCAGGAAUAUUGCCCACGUCCCGGGAAGCAGCCCUGCCUGACUUGCCUCCCGGGACCCUCGGCUAUGGCCGUGUAUGGGGGUGAUCCCGCGAGCUUCGACUCCCGCGGGCUCAGCGGACCUUUCAGCAGAGCAGAAGCUAGGAGGUUCCAUGACGCUUUCGGAGACCUGGGUGAACGAGCUAUUGGAGCAGCGAGAUGCCCACCGAAGAGGGGUGCCCCUCCCUCGCUUUCAGAGACCAGCUCCGUGCAGAGUCCAGGCUGCUCGGAGCAGACACUUGACCUUCUUUUUCAAGCAAACGGUCUUGGAACACUUGGAAAGUCCAUAUCACCCAGCAAAGCUGCUUCCGUAGCAGGCGGACAGCCUCUGCUCUGUGGAAGGAGUCGUUACAACGAAAUAAAGGAAAAAUUUGACAAGUUCUAUCAACAGUAUUGCCGACAGUCACCGCGGCGGAUACAGGCCCCUUUACGUAGUGGAACAUCUCCAGAGAGAGCAAGUGUGCAAGUUCAGUGUCCCAAAGGAGGCACCCCGGAAAAAUCAAACCCAGACGCUGGCUUCCAGGAUCCCCCGAAGCUGUCAGCAUCACCCCAGUGGAGUGUAGAAAGUCCUCUGGGCUCGACCACACUUGAGGCCCAACCGUCUAUGUGCUUUGGGCUCGCUGCCGGGAGGGGCCUCCAGUCCCCUCCGAAGAGACGCCGAUUAUCAGAUUCCCUGCUGUAUGGACAGUGGGCCAACUCCCAGGAU